CUGGAGGCAUAGAGAAUGUUUCAGUUCAGCUAAAAUUGCAGUAAGUUAACGAGCAGUAGCUGUAUGAACAGACUGGAGUCAGACGUGCCUGCCUAUUGGGAAAUACAGCUGUAAAUACAGAGAAGUUCACUUGUAAUGCAGACCUGGCAGUUCUGAAGCUGGGAGCCCUUCCUCUGCCACUAGCCUGUGCACUUCGCUGUAGGAUCCAGCAGGCCGGCACCUCCUGGACUAAGGGUCCAUUUCACUGGCUGUAGAGAAGCGGGAAAUGUCCCAGUGAUCCUGAAUUGCUGAGAAGUUUCUCCUGGGCUCAUGAGGAAGGUGUUACAAUCAAGAUGAGGAUUUCCUUCCACUCCUACUGUGCAAUGGGCAACCUCUCUCUGUGCAGUUACAUCAUUUCCUUUCUUAUGCUCCAUGUUUCUACACUGGAAUCAGUGAAUUUCAAGGUGAUUGGACCUGAUCAUCCCAUCACGGUCUCUGCAGGGGAAGAUGCCCUGUUACCCUGUCACCUCUCCCCCAGCAUGAAUGCUCAGGAGAUGGAGGUGCGCUGGUUCCAAUCCAAGGACUCUGAACUUGUCCAUCUGUAUCAGGAUGGAAAAGAUCAGACUGAGCUGCAAAUAUCAAAAUAUCGGGACAGAACAGAGCUGCUGAAGGACGGUAUCGUGGAUGGAAGAGUUGCCCUGCAUAUACGCAACAUCACCCCCUCUGACCAAGGACAGUUUAUCUGUUUCUUCCGGUCACCCAGCUUUUUUGGGGAAGCCACUCUGGAACUGAAGGUGACAGGUCUGGGCUCUACUCCUCGCAUCUCUAUUGACAGCUACCAGAGCAGAGGGAUCCACAUGGUGUGUGAAUCUGCUGGAUGGUACCCGAAGCCCCAGGUGCAGUGGAGAGACCUGAAGGGGCAGCACUUACCAUCCCUGACAGAAAAAAUAAUUCAACAUGAUACUGGCCUGUUUGAAGCACAAAUUUCCAUUAUUGUAACAGAAACUUCCAGUCAGGAUCUGUCCUGCUCUGUCAGCAACUCCCACCUCAACCAAGGGAAAGAAUCCAUGGUCUACAUCGCAGAUUCUUUCUUCCUGGGGGCCUGCCCCUGGAAUGUGGCUGUGUACAUACUCCUGGUUGCUUUGGGUUUGCUCAUUUUCACGGCCAGCUUCUUCUUCUGGAAGCAACACAAGGCAAAAGGGAAACUUGUUGCGGAUCUUGAGAAACAUCUUGCAGAGAAAGAGAAGCUCCAGAAUGAACUUCAAUUGAGAAGAGUUCAAAUAUAUCAAGCCAGCGUGAUUCUGGAUCCAAUCACUGCUCAUCCUGAUCUCAUCCUGUCUGAGGAUCAGACAUGUGUAACAAAAGGAGAUAUAGCACAGAAUGUGCCAAACAAUCCUGAGAGAUUUGAUUCUUCUGUGUGUGUCCUGGGUUCUGAAGGUUUCACAUCAGGGAUACAUUACUGGGAGAUGGAAGUGGGGAAUGGUGGUGACUGGUGGGCUGUAGGGGUUGCCAGAGAGUCUAUAAAGAGGAAGGGAUGGCUCAAUUUUAGCCCAGUGGAGAAGAUCUGGGCUGUGGAGUGUGACUGGGGUAAAUACCAGGCUCUUGACUCCUCUGUGAUCCAUUUGCCUCUGAAUGAGCGACUUGGGAAAAUUGGGGUUUCACUGGACUUUAAAGAGCACUAUGUAGCAUUUUAUGAUAUUGAUAACAUGGUGCCAAUAUACACUUUCAAAGACGUCUCUUUCUCUGAUGAGAAAAUCUUUCCUUUCUUUUGUAUCUGGAGAACUCCAGGAAAAUAUAUCAAACUGUGUGACCGAGAAAAGAGUUAGCCCUACAUUUUCAAGUGUCCAUUAUUUUUUGGUGCCAGCACUCAAAAUUAGUGGGCACUUAUGAAAAUUUAGAGCAAAUUACCUCACUGUGCCCAGAAUUCUGUACCUUUCAAAACUAUAGAAAACAUGAAUGGUCAGGAGAAAAUGUCAAUGGAACAGCAUUUACCCAAGUUAUUUUUCUCACUGUGACGGGUUGGAUCACAGAAACCCCCUUGGGAACUGCCACCUGAUGUGCAAAGACUACCUCUGCUCCUGUUUUCCCUGCCAACUCAGGACUCCAGCACCCUGUCUU
Molecule: messenger RNA, 2097 nt
Organism: Chrysemys picta bellii (western painted turtle)
Lineage: Eukaryota; Metazoa; Chordata; Testudines; Emydidae
Product: butyrophilin subfamily 2 member A1-like
Biological process (GO): regulation of cytokine production; T cell receptor signaling pathway
Cellular component (GO): external side of plasma membrane
Molecular function (GO): signaling receptor binding
Source: RefSeq, a predicted model, not a curated record